This is a messenger RNA of Cutaneotrichosporon oleaginosum, 1154 nucleotides long. RefSeq lists its product as uncharacterized. The record is from RefSeq and is a predicted model, not a curated record. NCBI's taxonomy places the organism in Eukaryota, Fungi, Basidiomycota, Tremellomycetes, Trichosporonales, Trichosporonaceae.
AUCCACUCCAUCAUGCCCAACAAACCUCGCCUUUCCAAUGAGAGCGACUCUACCCAAACCUCGCGCUCAAACAGCUGCGGUAGCGGCAGCGACGGCAGCAACAGCAGCGACAACAGCGCCUCCCACGAUCUAUCUCUCGGCGGCGACGGUGUGCAUUCCGCUGACACCUCCGUCUCGUCGGUGUCUAGCGACUGGACGCCAUUCCCAUUUCCCCGCACAGAGUACCCGUACAGCUCGACGCCUCGCUGGCCUCUUUGCGCCUCUGACGAGAGGGACCGCUACUCGCGGGCGGUAUGGGCGGCGCGUCUUGCCUCGGUCGAGUGGCGAGAGACCGCCCAGAGCAAUCCUGAGGCCCUCGUCUCACUUAACCUCUUUGCGUGCGCUGUUCUCGACUCGGCUCUGGACCGCAUGUACAAGGCGCGUACGGACCCUUGGCCCCCCUUCGACACCGCCACGGACGACGAGUACUUGCUGAGGAUGUACAAGCGCCCCAAGAGCGAGCUUCCGUUCGCUGGAUGGUUGCGACUUAUAGACGUUUACAUCGAGAAGGCGUAUGAUGCGGCCGUCAAAGCCCUUCCCGACGCCGCUGCAGACAAGGCCCCGCCCCUCCAUGGCCCAGUGCGCGGGCUGUGUCGUUGGACCCUUGUGCAUCGAUGGAGGCCCAUCGCCGACUCCUUCAACCCCCCGAGUUACCGCGAUGAGCAGAAUCUUCCGCCUGCCCCCAGCCUACAGAUCUUGGGCCCAUACGACCCACUCUUCUCGGAGGCGAACACAGCCCGCGUCCAGGCGUGGCACGCCAAGGCGGUUGAAGAGGAGACGGCGGAUUGGGAGCGUGUUUACGGCAACCCCCGGCCGACGAUCGCCAGCGUGGCCAACAUGAUUUCUGAUGAGACUGAGUUGAAUGACGAAGACAGCUCAAGCUUGGACGAGGAAGAAUGGGAAGCCGUGACUAAUCCGAAGGAGCCCUCGUCCAAUCCUGCUCCACGGUACAUCUCAUGGCGCGAGUAUGAGAUCAUGCUGGCGGAGGGGCAGUCGGACGCCUGGGCACCCUCGUAGUUGUCAUUGACGCGUUGUUUGUUUGUAUUGCUGGACAUAGCAUUAAGACACGAGCCUUGCCCUUGCGUGGCACGAGAUGCAAUAUUGGAGGACCCACG